AUGGCUCACACGGAGAAUUAUGAAUACCCACCUAUUCCAUCACAACAAGAAUUAGAUGAUAGCAAUGUUCCCUUCUUUCAUAGGGACAAAUGCGCAGCUCAUUUAAUCAAUUAUUAUAAAUGUCUUGAUAAAGGUACUUCCUUCUGUAAUAAAACCAAAGAUGAGUUUUACAAAUGUCAAUAUUUAGCAUUAAAGGAGAGAUUAGAUAACCACACUAAACAAACCCAUUAA
Molecule: messenger RNA, 231 nt
Organism: Candida dubliniensis CD36
Lineage: Eukaryota; Fungi; Ascomycota; Pichiomycetes; Serinales; Debaryomycetaceae
Exons: 2
Coding region: 1-231 (76 amino acids)
Cellular component (GO): mitochondrion
Source: RefSeq, a predicted model, not a curated record